This is a messenger RNA of Aureobasidium subglaciale EXF-2481, 1170 nucleotides long. RefSeq lists its product as uncharacterized. The coding region runs from base 278 to 1006 and encodes 242 amino acids. The record is from RefSeq and is a predicted model, not a curated record. The transcript is spliced from 2 exons. NCBI's taxonomy places the organism in Eukaryota, Fungi, Ascomycota, Dothideomycetes, Dothideales, Saccotheciaceae.
ACAGACCGUUGCUGCGAGAUGCCUCGAUCUCGACCUGGGGUCGCCAAAUCGUGUCUCGUAGAUUCGUCUCGGCAUGUCGCCGGCACGUCGAACACCUGCAUAGUGAUCUUGCUUGGUGCAAUCAAAGUCGGCGAUUCGUGAGACUUGACAAACGUCAUCGUGCGGUGACCUGUAUAGCUCCUUCUCGAAUAAGUAUUUCUGUUUGAUCUCUCUCUUCUCUCAAUUACACUCCCCUUCCAGCAGCCUCACAGGAACCCUUCACCAGUAGCACCCAAACAUGGACAAGAUCCCAGCCACCAACGACACCAAGGGCCAGCCUGAGUCGCUGCAAAACAAGAUCCUCGAGACUGGAGCCGGCCUUACACAGAACUUCGCCCCACCCCAGCGUAUUUGCGCACAUCUCAAUGCCUUCCACGCCUAUGCCAACGAUCCUACUCGUCAUGUCGAGACCAAUCACUACUGCGCACACGUGAACGACGAGGUGCGACAAUGCCUACUCUACGACUCGCCUGAAAAGAAUGCCCGUCUCAUCGGUAUCGAGUACAUGAUCAGCGCUCGUCUCUACGAAACUCUGGAUCAAGAAGAACGCAAGCUCUGGCACUCGCACGUCUUCGAAGUCAAGUCAGGCAUGCUGCUCAUGCCUCGUCCUACUGGUAUCCCUGAGGCUGUGUGGGAAGUUGCCGAGAACAAGGAGAUGGAAGAGGUCGUCACACUGUACGGCAAGGUCUUCCACCUGUGGCAGACAGACAAGGGUCACAAGCUUCCUCUGGGCCAACCUCAGCUCAUGACCAGCUUCACCGACUACGAUCAAUUCGACUUCGACAAGCAUGUUGGGGACAGAGACGGAAGAUUUGGUGAGGAUCACCGUCAUAAGCGUGAGGUCAGAGAGUACAUCAAGGAGCCCACCAUCCACCCAGAUGCCGAUGCAGCAUGGCACAAGGACGGCAAAGGCAAUGGCUCAACUGCUCAUCCAUCAGUCACUCAAAGCUCUCACAGCAAUGCUUAGGGAAGGGUAGCUCUGAAAUUCCUACUAACGAACCUUACGAUUGAACUCUGGUGCACUUUGAUGGUGCCCUGUCCAGUGACUGUUUUGCUGCGAUACCAAGUCCUUCCAUGCUAGUACCAUAGAUAAUGUAUCAAAGCUUGACGAUUCAAGUCCACUCAUCACAG